AUGACACCCGCGCUCGCAUUACCAAGCCUUCGAGUACACGCAAAGCAAGCGAACCUAGAACUCACAACAACGCCAUCGCUUUGUGUCGACUUGCCCGACGAUUUGCCCCCCGUUACGACCAUCGAUGAGCUUGCAGCGGUGGUGAAGAGUGCCCAUAUCUGGAUUGCUCGAACGGGUACCUGCUGCAUCGAGAUAUCUAUUGCCGUCAAUGGCCGCCCGAUACUUGAGAACGAACGCCUUCAGAAGAUGAUUGAUCUAAUCCAGCAUUGCUCAGUUUGGAAUCGUCUGGGACUCCAUCUUGAACACAACAAGGACUCGGUAGUCACACUCCCAGGCCUCUUGUCCUUCUCAGUCCAGCAUCCGGACCUUACGUCAGCCCUGGUAGCCCCUCGGACGGCACGAACAUCGCCCUUUCGGACAUUGAUACUUCCAAUCAGCAUCUCGACGCCUACAGAUAGCCACGACCUGGACAAGAAGCCGAGAAAGAGGCGGAGGAACACCGGCAAACUAAAAGGGAGAGACUGUCAAGAAACUACCGAGAAUGAUCUGCUGGCUACACUCGAGGUAGACGACCAACGAGCCAUCGAGAACUUUAUGUCCAGCCUCAACUUUCCACCCAAUAAGAACAAGAGGAAGAAGCAUACAACGUGCAGAGACAGAGAUGAUGAACUUGCUUGCUUGAAAGUGCUGGAGACCCUGCGGUCCUUAUCCUUGGUGGAGAUUCUGCUAGAGCAACUGAUGUUAGCCCCGGAGAAGAAGUAUAGGGGCUACCAGGUCUGGGGCGGUUCUUCAACACACUGCCUCACAAACUUGGCACCAGGUGUCUUUCAUAUACCCUAUCUCAGCAAGAUAUCGGAUCGUGCUCAGCUACUACCGGUUAUUGCUACAUGCUUAGCACGGAUGAAGAAUGCCGAGUCACCAGCACUGAGACAGAAGGUGGUAGAUAUGAAACGUGAUGACACCGAUUCCAGAAACCCAUACAAUGAGUGGGAAGACACUGUACAAGUGAUCGAAAAGCGAGCAUAG
This is a messenger RNA of Fusarium keratoplasticum, 1026 nucleotides long. RefSeq lists its product as uncharacterized. The record is from RefSeq and is a predicted model, not a curated record. The transcript has 3 exons. The coding region runs from base 1 to 1026 and encodes 341 amino acids. Lineage: Eukaryota; Fungi; Ascomycota; Sordariomycetes; Hypocreales; Nectriaceae.